UUCAAUUACUUCACCCGGCUGUUACGGGAAUCGUUAGAAACGCAGGUUGAUUCCAAAGAAAAAGGAUGAACUCAAACGUAUUCAAACAGUGAUUUCAUUGGGUUUUUUUUUUUCUUCUACUGAGCCGGUUAUUUUUUUCAUAAUUUUAUAAUUCGACUCUGCUGUAAACGAUUUAUAGCGAAAUGGCAAGAGGAGAGGGCGCGGAGAAAUUUUCCAGUGCGAGUCUCCUGCAGAAACCCAUCCCAGAUGGAGUCAGAUUAGCAGUAAAGCGUGAGGCGAAGGGCCGGUUGUCGGUCUGCAGUAAAUUGUGUUAUGCUGUUGGAGGAGCACCAUAUCAAAUAACAGGAUGUGCAAUUGGCUUCUUCCUUCAGAUCUACCUGCUGGAUGUUGCUUUGUUGGAUCCAUUUUAUGCCUCCAUCAUCCUGUUUGUGGGUCGGGCAUGGGAUGCGAUCACAGACCCCACGGUGGGCUUUUUGGUCAGCCGGAGCCCCUGGACAAGAUUUGGACGAAUGAUGCCUUGGAUUGUACUGUCUACCCCAUUUGCUGUGCUGUGUUAUUUCCUCAUCUGGUAUGUUCCCGCUUUUGGCCAAAACAAUGUGGUCUGGUACCUGAUCUUUUACUGUGCCUUCCAGACCUUACAAACAUGCUUCCAUGUGCCAUAUUCUGCCCUUACCAUGUUUAUCAGCUCUGAACAGAAGGAGAGGGAUUCAGCCACAGCUUACCGAAUGACUAUUGAGGUUUUGGGCACUCUCAUUGGCACUGCUGUUCAAGGUCAGAUUGUGGGAAUGGCUAAUGCUCCCUGUAUCCACACUGGGGUGGACCUCAACUCCACAGAUCUGCAGGUGGCUCCUGAGGUCAACAUCACUGAGCCUCAUACUUCACUUGUGCAUCUGAGAAAUGCUUAUAUGAUUGCAUCUGGUGUCAUCUGCUCCAUUUAUGUCCUCUGUGCCUUGGUCCUUUUCCUUGGUGUGAAGGAACAAAAAGAGACCUGCAGGAUAAGGUCUGAACCCAUGUCGUUUUUCCAGGGCAUUCGUAUGGUAAUGGGCCACGGUCCAUAUGCCAAGCUGGUCAUGGGCUUCCUCUUCACCUCUAUGGCUUUCAUGCUCCUGGAGGGAAACUUUGCACUGUUCUGCAGCUACACUCUGGGUUUCAGGAAUGACUUUCAAAACAUCCUGCUCGUCAUUAUGCUCUCUGCCACACUCGCUAUUCCAUUCUGGCAGUGGUUCCUCACAAAGUUUGGCAAGAAGACAGCAGUUUACUUUGGAACUACAUCUGUGGUGCCUUUCUUGGUCUCAGUAGUCUUGGUGCCAAGCAGUCUUAUUGUGACCUAUAUUGUGUCCUUUGCUGCUGGAGUCAGUGUUGCAGCAGCAUUCCUCCUGCCCUGGUCCAUGCUUCCUGACGUGGUGGAUGACUUUAAAGUACUCAAUCCUGAUUCUCAAGGGCAUGAAGCCAUCUUUUACUCCUUCUAUGUGUUCUUCACUAAGUUUGCAUCUGGAGUCUCCUUGGGAGUCUCAACUCUUAGCCUUGAUUUUGCUGGCUAUGUGACACGAGGUUGCACGCAACCAGCAGAGGUUGAUUUAACUCUGAAGAUCCUGGUGUCUGCGGCUCCAGUUGUCUUGAUCAUUAUUGGGCUGCUAAUAUUCAUCAGCUAUCCCAUAAAUGAGGAAAAGAGACAAGGCAACCGCAAGCUACUUAAUGAACAACGAGAAAACGAGGUUGACUCAGAAGCAGACUCAACUGAGCUCGAUGUGGUUUAAUAGCACCAGACGCUAGACAAAACAUUGUGCCACUUGCAUUGGACCAACAGAGGCAAAACAAACAACAAAUGCUUUGAACCAACCAUGUGUGCUGCCUUGUGGUUGAAAAAUUCCACUAAUCACCUGAAAUGUAGCCUUGGAAAGCUCAAGUUCAAAGUGCCUUGUCAUUUCCAGUCGCAAGUGCUAAUGGACACUAUGCAUAUUUCAUCAUGUUUGUGUUGCCAGUGUUUGUGCUGUUUGCUGGAAUAGGAGCUUGCAGUCCAAAACCGGCCAACUUUUGUUAAAAGCACACAUCUAAACUGCACUAAGUAUAUCUGGUGGGACAUGUCUGCCAUGAGAAGAAACUUGAAACUUUGGACAUUUUGGAAAACUGUGUUUUGGUGUUGAAACCAAAAAAUGAUUUUUAGUCAUUGCAUGAAAGUUACACUUUAGGAGGAAUAUCUGUGAAACUGUACACCAUGUAUGUAAGAUUUGUAUCCAAUUUAAUAUUUAUACUUUUGUGCAUCUAACUGAAUAACUCGAGCAAACUGAAACAAUGACAUUAAAGUGGGGUUUGAUUAUUAUGCCAAACAUUAGUACUGCUCACAGAAAAGAGGUUAUUGUAUCAUUUUCUAUUGCUUUCCUUUGUGCACCCGUUUCAAAAGCAGAUUUUUCUCUCCUUUUUUGUUUCCACUUUCAACUUUUUCUGAUUACAUCUUAUGGGCCUAAAGAGUUUAUUCAAAGGACACACUGAGGGAUGAACUAACAAAUUUGAUUCCCCCCCAUGCCUUCAAAUGAUAUGCUUCAGAUCGGUAGCUAAAGUGUAACAAAUCUACUCUGUAGCAAUUAUCUAACGUACUGGUAGGAGGUAAAACUUGGAGGCUGUAGACAGUAUGUAAACUACCAGGACGCCAUCAGAUCCUAUUGAGUGUUCAAGGGUUAAAAUGUAUAAGCAAUUGCUAAUAGUGUGAGAUGAACAAGAUUAUUUAAGUAUUUAUUUCUUAAGUUUUAAAUCCUAUGUUGAUUUGAUUAUGCUUGGUUCUCCCAUCUUCCUUAUUUUAUCUUGUUUAAGGGUCUCGGUAAAAUAAAAUAAGGGCAAUUAGAAUAGAUUUGUCACUGUUGAAAAAUUACAUCUAGUAUGCCAAUAAUUCAAUAAAAAAAAAAAUCAAUGCGUUUACAAGUGACACUGCUAUUAGUUUGGGUGUUAAUAUUUUCUGGUCUGUUUUGUUUGACGUCAGUGUCCUUUUGAUUGUCCAUAUUAGUCUCAAAAGUGCUUAUGCAAGACAUUUGUUUAUUGUAUAGAAAUUAUGUAAUGUCAAUUCCCUGCCUGCCAUACUGUAUGUGUCAAAGAUUUGAAAAAGUGUUUCCUUGCUAUGUGUAUGUGCUGUGAUCAAUAUGUACAUAGACUGAAAGUACAGAUUUUGCAUUUUCUCUCUGGGAAAAUGGUGGUAUUUGUAAAUAUUAAUUUGUGUAAGGUGUCUCAUCAGUGCAUAUUUGAAUGCUUUGAAUUGAAGUUAAUACCAUUUUCUUACUGGUGGAAAUGUUGAAUUAGUAUUUAAUUAACACUGGUUUAGGGUGAUUUAUUGAGAUUUUCUUAUUUUCCGAUUUCACAAAAUACAGUUAUUGUAUAUAAUACAUGUGCCAAUGUUUGUAAAUAUAUUUGAUUUUUUUUUUUUUAUGGAACUGACCCAAAUGUGGAUGCAUGUAGUUAUUUAAAAAAACAAUGUUGCCAAAAUGUUUGUUAAUAAAUACUAAUUAAUAUUUGAGAA
Molecule: messenger RNA, 3505 nt
Organism: Myxocyprinus asiaticus (Chinese sucker)
Lineage: Eukaryota; Metazoa; Chordata; Actinopteri; Cypriniformes; Catostomidae
Product: sodium-dependent lysophosphatidylcholine symporter 1-B-like
Exons: 14
Coding region: 183-1757 (524 amino acids)
Biological process (GO): carbohydrate transport
Cellular component (GO): membrane
Molecular function (GO): lysophospholipid:sodium symporter activity
Source: RefSeq, a predicted model, not a curated record